UUUAAAUUGACUGGUUUCUACGCAUGCGCCAUCUAUCAGAAACCGCCCUGCGCGCUGAUUGGUUGCCGCCAUCUUGCGCGGGAAAUUGAAUUAUGAAGUAGUCGUAUUACAUUUCUUUUUAUGUUGAUGAAAGAGAAAAUCACGAUUGUAAUAUGUUAAAACAUGUUUUAAAAUCAUAAAUUUAAUUAUCAAAGGUAGAUUUUGGUGUUUAUGGCGUUAUUUUUGUGUAAAAGUAUUGUAAUUUUUGCUCGUCAACCCUCAUUGCUAGGGGUGGGGUAGGGCGAUGGUGGGGGACAGUGACUACCUGGUUCGCGGCGAGUCUGGCCGCCGUCAGUCGUGAUUGCGCCGCCGCCGCGCGAGUAUCCUAGCAGGCCACGCUGCUCGAAUCACGAUAGAAUUUACGCCUUUGAACUUUGAAAACUUUUUGCAGCGAUGCCGCUGUUACAUCAGGACAAUUCCCGCGCAGGCGGGGGCCCGGCCGAGAACCGGCGCUCGCUUGCAGAGAUCCUGGAGCUCAACACCACACAUCUUUCUGAACCUGUCUCUGCGCCCGCCAGGACCCGGAGCUUUGUGCAAGACUGCGACAACGAGUGGCGUUGGGAGGAGCCCGGCAGCCCCGAGGUCGCUCAGACCCCGCGGGCCCUCGUCCCGCCAGGCUGCUUCCCGCCGAGACACUCUGCAAGCUUCGGCAGCUACAGCGAGCGCGCCCGGCCCGGCGGCUGGGACGAGGGACAGGGCAUUACGGACCUUGUGGCGUCUUUAAAGGCCCUGGCGAUCCCGGCGAGCUCGCGGUCACACUCGCUACAGCCGCGUCUAUCUUACGACGGCAUCGAAAAAAUGGUGGAGCCCCCGUGGCCUCCUGAGCAGACCCGCGAAGCGCCAUCGAGGGCGGAUUUUAGUCUGCUGCCGCGACGGGCGUCUUUUUGUGGUGUAGUGGAGCCGCACGGGUGGUGUCGGGCGACGCGGAGUCGCUGCUGGAGCGGGACGCUGCCGCCGCGCGCGGCCGAGCCGGCGGGCGGCUGGUCGCCGAAGGUGUUCGUGGGCGGGCUGCCGUGGGACAUCACGGAGCACGCGCUGCUGCAGGCGCUGCCCUUCGCGCCUGUGCGUGUGGAGUGGCCGGGGCGCGAAGCAGGGGCCCCGCUACGCGGGUUCGGCUACGUGACGUUUGAGUCGGAGCGCCGCGUGCGGGCGCUGCUAGCGGCGAGUCGUCGGGACCGCAACGACUGGUACUUCCGCAUCGCCUGCCGCAAGCGGACCACUAAGGACGCGCAAAUCAUCCCCUGGGCCGUGGCCGACUCUUCCUGGGUGGCCGGCGGGGCUGCCAGGCUAGAACAAUCUAGAACCGUCUUCGUUGGAGCCCUGCAUGGGAUGCUGAGCGCGAGGGCUCUGGCUACGAUCAUGAACGACCUGUUCUCUGGAGUGGUGUAUGCAGGCAUAGACACGGACAAGAACAAGUACCCCAUCGGCUCCGGUCGCGUGUCAUUCGGCAACGCUCGCUCCUACGUACGAGCGAUCGCCGCUGCUUACGUUACCAUCCGCACGCCCAAGUUCUCCAAAAAGGUGCAGGUGGACCCAUACCUGGAGGACUCCAUGUGCUCGAUGUGCAAUCUGCAGCAGGGGCCCUACUUCUGCAAGGAGCCAGUUUGCUUCCGUUACUUCUGCCGCUCGUGCUGGGCGUGGCAGCACGCUGGCGAGGAGCACCGCCCGCUCAUGCGCAGCUCCGCGCACAAGGCGCCCCGGGACGACUUCAUGUACACGGGCACUCCCUCCCCGGCGACGUCCGGCACGUCGGGCACGUCCGGCUCCGGCGCGUCGGCCGGCGACAGCGAGCCCGCGCUGCCCGACGACUACCGCCGCCGCCGGGACUAGUGGCCGCGCUAUACUCCAUUCCGGUACACGCUACUGCACCCGGACCUAACACCUAAGGGAUAUAACGUUCGUUCUAAACUUUGUCAUUUGUGUACGGAUGAACUACGUAAACUCCUUUAGUCUGUAUCAAAACCUUGUCCCUUUCACGUGAUCAAAAUUUUCUAUUCGUGUUGAGAACACUAUAAAGUAGACAUGUGAUACAAAUGUCGUACCUUGUACGACUGGCUUGACACACUUACAAAAUAAUUUUGUUAAGUGGUUGGCUUGCCAGUUGUGCCAGCUACAGGCACUUGUACCGCAGGCUGUCAGAACGCUGCAGUAAUAUAAAAUUUCGUAUAUUCUGCGAUUACAUGCGUUCAAUGUCUAUCGCAUAAAACAAUCGCGUGCUUUAGAAUAGUAAUUUUCAAAUUAUAAAGUAACAUCUUACUAUCAAGUGUUCUCACGUGAAAUUAGGUAGAAUGCGUACUGUGUAACCACUAGAAUGAAAACGAAACUUCAUAUUUUAGUACUU
Molecule: messenger RNA, 2380 nt
Organism: Leguminivora glycinivorella
Lineage: Eukaryota; Metazoa; Arthropoda; Insecta; Lepidoptera; Tortricidae
Gene: orb
Product: cytoplasmic polyadenylation element-binding protein 1-B
Biological process (GO): negative regulation of cytoplasmic translation
Cellular component (GO): neuron projection; synapse; nucleus
Molecular function (GO): ribosome binding; translation factor activity, RNA binding; mRNA 3'-UTR binding
Source: RefSeq, a predicted model, not a curated record